Messenger RNA from Chiloscyllium plagiosum (whitespotted bambooshark), 2098 nucleotides. It is a transcript of the gene upk3b, whose product is annotated as uroplakin 3b. The record is from RefSeq and is a predicted model, not a curated record. Gene Ontology annotation, cellular component: membrane. Lineage: Eukaryota; Metazoa; Chordata; Chondrichthyes; Orectolobiformes; Hemiscylliidae.
AGGGAAAGAAUCCCUGAAACUGCAAAGUGCAAUAGGUCAGGGAUAGUGCAGUUUAAUUUAACAAAGAUCAGAUGCCUUGGGUUUGAGCAGCUUUGGGUUUGAGGUAGUGCGUGUCGUUUUUGUUUUGGUUUAAUUGCGACUAAACCACACCUUUCAGAGGAGAGACAGUCUUUCUGAGCAGGUUCAACUCGUUUGACCACAAUCAAGAGGGGAACUGGCACGUCAAAAGAACCUGAUUGAACCACCCUGCGUCAGAAGGGAUUAGAUCGAGCAGAGAGUGGAAGGGUUUCAGACCAGGAGCUCAGUUUUACCAGGAUCAGGAGAUGAACCGUUUGUUUCGCCUUGUGUUGCUGUGCGCUGUGUGUGGCGUCGGCAGUUCAGUUCCAACAGCAAUCUCUUAUGUCCCUGAAGUUGUGUCAAGUACUGUACUCGGGCGAAUUACACAAACAACUGUUGCGCUUGAGCAGCCACUCUGUGUGUUUAACAGUUCAGACACCGGCUGUGUGAACUGUGAUGUCUGGCUGCUCGUGGCUAAUUCGUCUGGAGUUGCAAGAUUUAAUAGUAUCAAAAAUGGGUUUGUGGAUCCUUCAAAUUUGAUGUACCAAGAUGCUUUCUCUGGAUCAAAUGGUUUUUACCUCACUGUUAAAACAAAAAGAAAUGUUUAUUCUUGUCCAUCAACUGUGAUGCCUGGCCGGAUCUUAACUUUGCGAGUUGGGGCAGAAGUACCCUGUACCACUCCAAAUUGCAAUGCACCUUUACCUACUGGUGGAACAUUCCGAAUGAAGUACGUUUUGAUUAAUCCUGAUAUCCGGACACCCAAUAUUGUUGCAGAAACUGAAUUUACAGACGAGAUCAUGCUGAAAAGUGCUACAGAUCCCAAUACUAUCGUCCCGUUCUCACGUCGCACUGGUGGAAUGGUUGUCAUAACGACCAUACUCUCCAUUCUGCUCUUCCUGCUGUUGGCAAUGUUUGUGGCCAUGCUCGCCAUGGUCUGUUGCAAAAAAUCCAUGUCAUCUGACUUCCCUGAACAUAUAACCAGGUUUGACUCCCUCCGACGGUACAACACUCAUAGCUUGCAGAAAAACCCAGGCGUCGUUUCUCCAAAGGGCAUGUGAAGCAGUCUCUAUGGUACAACCACAGACUGUCUGUCUGAAUGAACAGAAAUCUAGCAGCCUCGUUCCUCCUUGUCAAUCUCUCCAACUACCCAAUUUCACAAUUACAGUGGAACACUCAUGUAACUAUGAUGGUGUUUGGAAUGAUGAAGUGUCUUUACACUGAUGAUUCAAAUGUUGAGUGUGAAAUCCUUAAAGUUAAUGUUUUCUGUUUUUGUCAUAGUGCCAGUGUUCAUUCUGAAUAUCAGUGCAAUAUAAAAUAUUGUUAAAAUCAAAUGGAUUUUGUUGAAGAUUUUUGUCUUGCACUCAACAGAACAUAUGCAAGAAUAACAACAAAGUCAAGAGGGACAACAAUUUUAUACUGUCUGAGAAGACUGGUAGAAGCUUUAGCAUGGAGAGUUACCAGUUAGAUGAUGACUGACAGUUAACUGCCAAGUUUUAAAUUUAAAUCAUGCAUUGAUUCUGAUUGCCUUGGGAAUGAACCAAUUAUGUUUUAUGAUUGCAAGACAAAAAAACCUCAAUAAAAUAUCUUUUGGUAAUACUUUACUGAACAAAAACAGCUAUUUGCAAUAUGAAGUAUUAGAAAAUCUUUAUCUUUGCAGUGGAGGAGUAAUUGUUUGAGCCCUUCUUCCAAUCCCACUCCACGCCUAGCUGCUGUUUUGGCUCCCAGGGCACUGUUUGAAUUAUUACCCCAAAAGGAAUAUAAGGUUGUGACAGCAGAUUCUGGUUCCUGCCAUUGUUUCAAUUAGAAGCUAAAACAUUCGCAAAUUCAAAAGAUUAGAGUUUGAAACUUUUCUUUCUGUUCUUCCCAUAGCAUUUUGCACUUUUCAACCAAGUAAGGGGGGAAGGGGCAUUAAAGAAGCUGUCCAAAUUUUAUCCUUCCAGCAUAUCUAAGAUGCUGCUUUUCCUAGGAAUAAGCUGAAAAUAUGUUGCUGGAAAAGCGCAGCAGGUCAAGCAGCAUCGACGUUUCAGGCAUAAGCCCUUCU